UGAGGCGCCUAGAUGCAAAACCAGAUAUUUCCAAUUUUCAAAUUUUUGCGGGAAAUGUAUCGAUAUUUUAAAUGUGACAAUACCGCAUCGAUUGCAAGUCUAACCAACAUUUAAAGUAAGAUAUUUUCUAUACUAAACCAUGAUCAAAUAUUUGGCCGAAGUUCAAAACAAGUUAUAUCCAAUCAUAUAAAACAUGCAAAUGCAGAUAUAUCCAGUAACGUACAAAAUCAGAUAUUGUCCAUAUGGUCUUCAUGCGGAAUAUUUCGAAACAAUCAUAAGCAGUUAUAUCCAGUUUGCGGUCACGUCGUUGCUGGUUAAAUCAAUAUUAUUAGUUUUAUUGUAAACAGUGUGGGGAGAGGAUCGCUGAGGCGUUUUGUUGUUGAUUAUUCAAAGUGUUUUUAUGGUUUUUGUAACUGUAAAGUUGUGAAUAUGAGUGCCCCAACUGAAAGAACCCCCGAUUUAGCCAGAAAAAAAGUUGGAAAUACAAAAUUAUGGAAAAGUAAUCUUGCAUCAGAGAAAAGGUAAUUUGUUUAUUUUCCCGCGUAAAGUUUUUAGGUUACAAAAUGACUCGUAUUUUAGAUAUGCAGCUAAGAAACCACCGAGUUUUCCCGUAUGUCAACAUGAUACGAAAAGUUUUAAAUGCUCUUCCUUAUCUAAUCUUGACCUAACCCAUUUUCAUGCAAAAUUUUAUAAGUCUCGCAACAAGAAGGAUCAAGAUGCAUAUAUCAUAAAAUACUGCACCAUAAGGGUUCCCAAAAGAAGGCGUCCAUCGAAAAAUAGGCGAGAUAGGAAUACAUCUAUCCACUACUUUAUUCCAAAGCAUAAAACAAAGGAUUUAAUUCCAGUUUGCAAGAAUACCAUCCUGAGGGCACUAAAUUUAAGUCAUAACAGAGUCAUUGGCGUGCUAAAACGUUUUCAUGCAACUGGGACUAUGCCUGUGGAAAAUCGCGGUGGUGACAGGGUGAAAAACAAAAAUUUACAUAAAAAAAAAUAAAAUUAUAGACUUUAUUAAGACCUUUUCUAUAAUCGAGAGCCAUUAUUGUCGAGGUCAUAGUUCCAGAGAAUAUCUUUCAAGCAAUUUAAGCAUUAAUAAAAUGUGGAAAAUGUUUAAUACGAAAUUUCCUGAGUAUGCAGUGAAAGAAAGUUUCUUUAGAGCAUUGUUUAAUACAAAAUUUAAUUUAGUAUUCAAUGCUCUCCAAACUGACGUAUGUUCAAGAUGUUUAGAACUUAAAUCUAGAAUUAAAAACACAAGAGAUUUAAAUCAGAAACAGGAAUUAAUGACGGAAAGUAGAAUCCAUAAGCUAAAAGCAAAAGCUUUUUUUGACCUGCUGAAAGAAGAGAAGGCUGAGAUGCUAACCAUGUCAUACGACUGUCAAAAAAAUCUAGUGGUACCCAAGAUUCCUGACCAGCAGGCUAAUUACAAACGCCACUUUUACAUGUAUAACUUCGCAAUCGUCGUUGGAACUUCUAAAUCUUUGUUAAAGAAAGACAAUGUUUUUUGUUACACAUGGAAAGAAACUGACAAAGGAAAAGGUUCAAACGAAAUUGCCUCUGCAAUUUUUGAUAGACUUCAGAAACUUAACUUAGAUAACGUAACAGAUCUAAGGCUUUGCUCCUAUGGAUGUAGGGGGCAAAAUAAAAACCUUACAAUGAUCACAAUGGUAUGUACGUGGCUCCAGCGUGCACCUACGCACGUGAAAUCUAUUGAAUUGGUAUUUCCAGUCACUGGUCAUUCAUAUAUUCCACCGGAUAGGGUAUUCGCUAAUAUCGAGAAAAAAAUUCGCAAAAAGGAUACCAUAAUAAAUCCUCAAGAAUACUUGGAUUUAUUUAGCGAAUCCGGAAGUGUUCAAGUACUUGGCGUUAAUUGGAAAGUCUACGACUGGCAAGAACAAGUCAAAGCACAUGUGCGUGCUACUUCAUCGUUACCCUUUAAAAUUAAUUCUUGCAAACGUGUAAUUAUCACAAAAAAUACUAAAGGCAAUGUCAUUGUUCAAGGCGAGCCAUUUUACAAGCAUCUUAUAGGCACCGCUCAAGGUAUCUGUAAAAAAGGAAAAACAUUCUAUGACAUUAAUCCUGAUGAAAUGAGUACUGGUAAUCGCAACAUCAAGCCGGAAAAGAUCAAAAACGUGGAUGAGCUCUUGACAGGCCAUUUUGGUUCUACCUGGAAAGAGGAAGCUGAAAAUUUACGACUUCAGUAUUAUCGAGAUGUAUUAUGCGAUGAAAAUCGUGGCAAUGAAGAAGUAGAAGAUAUUCCUUUGUGAGCCUCAAGAAGAUGACAAUAAAUUUUUAUAACUACUUUUCUUAUUUAAGUUAUAAUUAAUUUGUUAAUAAAGUUCUUAAAAUCCUUCACUUAUUAUUGCAAAGUACCUAUUACGAUAGGUCUCUUUAAGAGUAACGCUAUAAUAAGAAACUGUAAGUCGAGCGAACUUCAAAAUAAGAUAUUUUUCAUUCCAACUUUCAAAACCAGAUAUUUUCAUUUUAUUUUUCGGGUUAAUAUCUUUAAACUUCGAUAAAAAUCUACGGUUUUCAAUAAAAUAUUGACAAAAAUCAUAUUUUAACCCCCUACAUUAAAAAUUCAUGAAGAAACCGAAAAUUGUAAAAUUACAGUUUUUUGCGAUUUUCUCAGUUUCACUUAUGAUGGAUAUAUCUGGUUUUGCAUCUAGGCGCCU
Molecule: messenger RNA, 2669 nt
Organism: Psylliodes chrysocephalus
Lineage: Eukaryota; Metazoa; Arthropoda; Insecta; Coleoptera; Chrysomelidae
Source: the annotation of a GenBank genome assembly